AUGGCUUCUCGUCUAACAACAACCCUCUCCUUCCUCACUUACCUCUCGAUUCUCUUCUCCUUCUCUUCGUCUACAACAAUUAUCCCUUCAAAUUCUGAUAAAGUCUCCCUGGCCCUAUACUAUGAAUCUCUCUGUCCAUACAGUGCUAAUUUCGUUGUGAAUUACCUUAACAAGCUCGUCAAAGAUGACGAGCUUCUCUCCAUUGUUGAUCUUUACCUUUCUCCUUGGGGUAAUGCUAAAAUCAGAGGAAACGAAACCUUUGUUUGCCAGCAUGGUCCAUAUGAAUGUUUAUUGAAUACAGUGGAAGCUUGUGCAAUUCAUGCAUGGCCUAAAUUGGAAGAUCAUUUUCCUUUUAUUUAUUGUGUUGAGAGAUUGGUUUAUGAGAGAAAGUACCCAGAAUGGGAAUCAUGCUUUGAGGAAUUGGGUUUGGAUCCAAAGACUAUUUCUGAGUGCUAUACUGGUGGAUGUGGCGAUGAGCUAGAAUUAAAAUAUGCAGCUGAAACAGAUGCCCUUCACCCUCCACAUAAAUAUGUGCCAUGGGUUGUGGUGGAUGGACAACCAAUUUAUGAGGACUAUGAAAACUUCAUAACUUACAUCUGCAAGGCCUACAAAGGGACUGCCACACCCAAAGCUUGCAGCAAACCAUCUCAGCGAAGGCCAAAAGCAAAAUCAUUCCCUCCAGUUUGCUAUAGGGAUACAAUUAUUUCAACAUUAUUGGAACCAAAUCGAAGGACUGGUAGAUCAGUUGAACCUAUAUUAGCAAGAUCACCUGCACGACAUAUGCAUCAGGUGGAGAUGCAUCAACCUGAGUGGAACGAUCCAGUGCAAGUGUCCUCCGCUUCCAGCCCAAAUGGCCAGCAAUCUGGUUUUGGACUGAAAUACGCAAGGCCUAUUAGCAAGCCCAACCUAACCAUUAAUCAGUUUUCGCUUGAUGCUCAUUCUAUGUGCAUCCUAAUUCCUAUGUUCAGGAAUUGGAAUGAUAGGGCAACCAAGCCAAUGAAAGCAAAGCGUGACGGCAAGUUCACCUUGGAUGCUAUUGACUGA
Messenger RNA from Dovyalis caffra, 1044 nucleotides. The record is from the annotation of a GenBank genome assembly. NCBI's taxonomy places the organism in Eukaryota, Viridiplantae, Streptophyta, Magnoliopsida, Malpighiales, Salicaceae.